GAACUAGUUGCCAUCUCUCCAGAACGUAGAAAUUGGCGUGGAAUUUUUAUUGCUUUAUUAGUAAUAGCUGCAGUCUGUAGUUUAAUUAUAUUUUCCAUAUUUCUACUGUCACCAGAAGAUGAAGGGCUACGCAUUCGUGGAAGGCGCCUGAUAUUAAGUGAUAUAAUAAGUAAAAGUUUGCAAUGGAAGCCUUUCAAUGGCACUUGGAGUAGUGAUGUGGAACUUAUCUUCCGUGAUCCAACUGGUGGACUCUCUAUUCUAAAUUUAGAUAAUUAUACAACUAGAAUUUUAAUGACAAAUUCGACAUUUCGUCAAUUAAACGCUGAUUCCUUUAUUGUGUCACCAGAUCAAAAGUAUGUGCUUUUACAAUCCGAUACGAACAGUGAUGGAUCAAGACAUCAUGUUUAUGAAAUCCAGACAACAAAUACUUUCCCAUUGGGACCCAUUGAAAACAGUGCUGAGGCGCCUCACUUACAAUACGUUUUGUGGGCACCAAAUAAUUCGCCUUUAGCAACCACAAAUGGGCCAACUACAACGAAUACGCAACAAACAACGACAGUGACAUCGAACACGUUGACGGGCACAACCAGUAUUGGAAACUUUGGAGGGGCCGGAAAACCAACGCCACCCAACUACCAAUCACCACACGCGAGCAGCUUAAACAAAGCAACAAAUCAAGCCAUAGCAUUCGCAUUCGAAAAUGACAUUUAUUACAAACCGAAAGUGCAGGGAGAAUUGGUCUGCCGCAUAACUUCCACCGGGCAAGCGGGCGUUAUAUAUAAUGGCAUACCAGAUUGGACAUAUGGUAAUGUACCAGAGUUGAAUAGCCAGGAGAAGAGUAUGACUUUUUCACCGGACGGAUUAUUUUUAGCGUUUCUCACAUUUAAUGACACAACAGUCGUGGAAUACAAAUAUACAUGGAUGGCUGAUGACAUCAAAUAUCCUGCUGUGUUGAAACAGCGGUAUCCUAAAGCUGGUGCCAUUAAUCCUAAUGUUACUGUAAAUGUUGUGAAUCUGUCCGUCCUUAAAUAUAUCUUUCCAACACAAAUAAAGCUACCUAUGGAAUUAACAAAUGGAAGUUAUAUCGGUGGUCUAACGUGGGCCACACCCAUUGAUCUAUCGGUUACAAUAACAAAUCGCGCUCAAACCAAAGCUACUACCGUUAUGUGUCGUGCACCAGAUUUUCAAUGUCAAAUUGUGCAUACCGAGGUGACAGUAAAUGAUGGCUGGGUGCUACCAAUAGAGAAACCGAUAUUUUCCACAAAAAUUUUUAAUUCCCAAUUAAGGAACAAUCAGCAGCAAUACCUGAACAAUGUACCUAACGAUAAUGUUGUCUAUCAGAAUGUUACAAAUGGACAGACUACAUAUGAAAUCGCUAAUGGUGGUUAUUUAUUGAAACGUCUUCCUGUUCGCGAUGGAGAGCAUGGACAUUUUCGUCAUGUAGUCUUCGUUUCAUCACUAGAUCGUCGACAAGUACCGCUUACUAUGGGAAAAUUUGAAGUAACUGAUAUUGUUGGUUGGGAUGAGAGUAAUGAAAUUGUUUAUUUUAUGGCCGCACCAGAGAAGCGACCUGGCGAAAGGCAUCUAUAUAAGAUUCGGCUAAAAUUGAAUAUAACCAAACCAAAUCGCACAUAUAUAACAGCAACACAACCUACUUGCCUGACAUGUGACAACAGUGCUUCUACCUUUAAAUUAUUUAAUGCACCUAUAGAAAAUAAUAAUAGCAGUGAAAGUGACGAAUGUCCUUAUGAAAUACCUAAAAAUUGUCUAUAUAAUAAGAUUUACUUUAGCAAAGAUUUUUCGUUUUAUGUACAAGAAUGUCUGGGACCCGAAUCACCCAGUGUUUAUUUAGUAGACACCCAAACCAAUACUAAGAUUUAUGUAUUGAAUGCCGGGGAUAGUUUAAGAAACCGCCUCUCACAAUUAGCUUUACCGCAGCUACGUACAUUCAAUGUUGAAAUUCGGCACGGCUUCUAUGCACAGGUGCGUUUACUGUUACCGCCCGGUAUGCGAGAGGAUGAGGAAGUUGCUUUUCCAGUGAUUUUACAGGUUGAUGCUUCGCCUGGUUCACAAUUAGUAACUGAGAAAUAUCAAAUCGAUUGGAAUUGGUACUUGUGUAGUCAACGUUCAGUAAUUGUGGCACAAAUCGAUGCACGUGGUAGCGGUUUUCAGGGAGAACUUCUACGCACUCAAGUUCAUGGCAAACUGGGUACGGUUGAGGUUGAAGAUCAACUUGGCGUUAUGACUUAUCUACGUGAUAAUUUACACUUUAUUGAUCCAUCCCGUAUUUGUGCCUAUGGCUGGGGUUAUGGAGGUUAUGCAACCAUAAUGGCACUAAUAGAAGACUCUCAAAAUGUGUUGUUAUGUGGCAUUGCUAUUAAUCCAUUAGUAUCAUUUGGAUAUCAUUACUCAUUUUUUACUGAACGUUAUAUACCACUGAAAGGUGACUAUCUAAGAGCAUUGCAAGAAUCGGAUCUAACUAUGAAAGCCGGAAAUGUUAAAGGUCGGAAUCUUAUGAUAAUGCACGGUACGGCCGAUACAUUGGUACAUCAAGAGCACACUUUAAUGUUAGUGCGUGCAAUGGUGGAUCAACAGGUUAAGUUUAGACAUCAGGUUUAUCCAGAUGAAGAUCACCACUUAAGUAAAUCCCUAAGUCAUGCUUAUAAAACUAUGGAAUGGUAUUUCGAUGAAUGUUUCGGUCCGAACGAAGACAGCGAAUGGGAUCCAACGGGUUUCUUUGUGUUCAAACAAUAAUUAGAAUAAAAAAUUAGCAUAAGUUAAAUUAAUAUUAAAUAUAUAACAUAUAAUGUUAA
Teleopsis dalmanni is the source of this 2813-nucleotide messenger RNA. RefSeq names its product dipeptidyl aminopeptidase-like protein 6. Gene Ontology annotation, biological process: proteolysis. The record is from RefSeq and is a predicted model, not a curated record. Lineage: Eukaryota; Metazoa; Arthropoda; Insecta; Diptera; Diopsidae. Gene Ontology annotation, molecular function: serine-type peptidase activity; dipeptidyl-peptidase activity.